AUGUCGAGCUCUAAAAUUGCCCUCCUUAUCCUGGUCAUUGUUUGUUUGGUCCUCAUCGCCUGGGCUCGACCCCGGUCCCGAUCAUCGAUAUACAACGAGGUCACAUCCCUGCCGGCGGAGCGGAGGAUGAGCAACGAAAUAAUGGACCAGAUAUCGCCCUUGAGGAGGCCACACAAGCGAAACUUCUUCCUGAAGAAGCGCCCUUUCGUCGGCUCCAAGAUGAUGAUGUCCCGGAGUCCAUUCCUCGAUCGUUUCUACAGUGAUCUUCAGCCCGAGAUCGCUGCCGGUGGAGCCAACUACUUUGGCAAUGAAGUCAUGCCACUGCCCACCUACGAAAUCCUGGAACCAGAAUCUUUGUUUUAG
Molecule: messenger RNA, 363 nt
Organism: Drosophila elegans
Lineage: Eukaryota; Metazoa; Arthropoda; Insecta; Diptera; Drosophilidae
Exons: 1
Coding region: 1-363 (120 amino acids)
Source: RefSeq, a predicted model, not a curated record